AUGACUUAUGAUUACAAAACACAUACGGCUAUUGAUAGAUGUGCAAACAGAGACUGUUUAUCAAUCUCGACUGUCAAGAGUGAAUUUGAUACCACACUAGCCUUCAAUGGACUCGUCAUGAGUUAUUCAGCUUAUUGCUUUCCCGAACCUACCUCCACAUGGUCCUGUCCAACUGAAAACGAAAAUGAUUCCUGCGGUAAUCCCCAGUCAAGUAAUUUCUUCACGUCAGGUUUUAACUUCAUAUACCAAGAAACUGUUUCAGACAGUCUCUUCUACGUUGCUCAACGUGAUGGCAACUAUUAUUUAAUAUUCAGAGGAACAAGUAAUUUUGUAAAUGACAUGGAAGAUUUGGAUUUUACUGGCCAAACAGCAUUCCCAGAUCCAAAUGGUAAUGCAAAGGUAUCCAAUGGUUUCCAUCGUGCUUGGAAGGGAGGAUUUACUGUAGCUCCACCUAGAUAUAUAUAUGAACUUCGUAAACCUGUUAUGGAUGCCCUUUCCUAUGCUGGUGUUGAUUCAAAUUCUGGUUUGACCAUUGUCGGUCACAGUUUUGGUGGAGCUAUGGCUACUCUUGCAUCAAUAGAUUUCGCCCUUUCAAAUGAUUAUGGACCCAUUACUACUUAUACCUAUGGAUCCCCAAGAGUUGGCAAUGAAGAUUUCGAGGUGCUCUUUGAUACCACUGUCAAUAUUGAGACUAGUUACAGAGUGGUCAACUAUGAGGACACCAUUCCUCAUCUCCCAUUACCCGCUUUCACCCUCUUUGGAUCGGAUGCCACCUACUCCCAUGUCAGCACUGAAGUGUGGCUUUACGACUAUUCAGACGAUCAAUAUCAAUUCCCUGUAUACUACGAAUGUCCAAUGACCGAGCAACCCAACUGUUCCACCGGUAGCUCUGUUCCAUGGGCCCAAUUUGACAAUAUGGACUCUGUCAUGUAUUACCACAGAAGAUAUUUUGCCUUUGAUUUGCUAACCUUCUGUAGUGGCUGGAAUUCAGGUCUUGAAGAACUCCAACACCCAACCAUCUCGCUCAAUAUUACCAGACAUUGGAUUGCAGGAGGUUACAACUACACCAAUGUAGUUGGUACACUCACCAACGAAGGACCAGUCGAUAUUGUCAAUCCAGUGUUUAAAUCCAAUCCAAAUAUCGUGCCUGUUGCUGGUGUAUGGGGACUCACUCCCUCAACUGUAAAUGGUACCAUCCACUGGCGUCUCACCCCAGUGAACGGAGUUACUCCAAUCAUUCCACCUGGUUCAGAAUACGUAUUCGCUUUCACCAACAAUUCAACUGCUACUUAUUCAUUCACAAGAAUCCAAUAA
Molecule: messenger RNA, 1314 nt
Organism: Cavenderia fasciculata
Lineage: Eukaryota; Evosea; Eumycetozoa; Acytosteliales; Cavenderiaceae
Exons: 4
Coding region: 1-1314 (437 amino acids)
Biological process (GO): lipid metabolic process
Molecular function (GO): carbohydrate binding
Source: RefSeq, a predicted model, not a curated record